AGUUUAACCCCCGGCCUCAGCAGGGGUAGAACGCGUUUCAGCACCGUCCAGCAACGUGGGUUUAUCGUAUCGUACAGCAGCAUCGUUUGUCCCGGCGAAGCUCGUUUCUCUUCGUCACCUCUCUCUUUCUCUCUGCCUGUUACUCCGUUACCGUUGUCACAGAGUCACGUAGAGUAGAACGAGUCAAUGACGAGUCAGGCGCAACGCCCAAAUAGUAGAUAUUCGUGUGUCUGGUCGAACGAUGAGAGCCUGAACGCCUAGACGAGACUGUAAUUCUCUACUAUCGCAUAUCGAACGUCUAUGUCGUCCCGCGACAACGAGAAUUUCGCGAGUGAACGUUCCCUGGCCGGCCGGCCAAAGGCGGCCCGAAGCGUAUUCCGCGUCUCGACGAGACAAAGAGCGUCAGCGUGAGACGGAGUGAAAUAAAAGGCAGCAAUUUCCGCGUCUGCUAUUGUGGUGCUGGUGCUGGUUGAUAGCAAUAAUAAUAGUAGUAGUAGUAAUAGUAGUGGGUUCUUGUCGGUGGUGGUAGUAGUGGUGGCACACGUGAACACUCGACGACGGCGUAUACAGCGUGGAAAAAUGCGGUGAACCAUCCCCCGCUGUCCCGCGGCGCGCUACGAAGCAUUCCUCAAGCAGCCCGCCCAUUCAGGUCCCAUUCUACCCCGGAGGAAGAAAUAGGAACGUGCAAAGCGGAGAGAGAGCAACGAGAGGAAAGAAAGGAAGGUGAAGCUCCAGCAGCGACAGCAGCAGCAGCAGGGCGGACCUAACUACAUUCCGAGUAUCUCUCUCACACUGAAAAACGACACACAGGUGCGUACCAUCGACAGUGGCAUCCCGUGGAGGGAUGUACCAAGUGUUCGUGCAGUAGCGACCGACAUAGCACGUGGCACGCUGCGACGGUGGUGUUAAGUGUGCAGUGAUCACGGGUGAUCGAGGGAAGGCGGGAAAGAAGGUGGUCAAUAUGACUCCUAUCUUCCUCGUCGUGUUGCUGGCGAUUGACCCGAUUAUCGCGCAGAAUACCGGAAACAUCAGCGACUCGCACUACAUCACGUACAUGACAAGCCCGCCGACGAUCCUGGUGAAGCCGCAAUCGCAGCAGGUGAAGGCAGGCGGGAUAGCAAGCUUCUACUGCACUGCGGAAGGAGCACCGCCGCCCCAGAUACACUGGCGAAAGAACGGCAAGAGAAUCUCACAAUCCCAGUCCCGAUACGUGGUGCACCAGUAUGAAAAUGGUGCUUUACUGCGGAUCGAACCUGUCAAGCCGUCGCGCGACAAUACCAACUACGAGUGCCUAGCUGAGAACGGAGUCGGCGACGCUGUUUCAGCUGAGGCGACGCUCAUCGGUUACGAAGCGGAUAAUCUGCCCAUGGGUUUCCCGAUGAUCACUCAAGCGCCGACGACGAAGGUAGUCGAGAUGGGCCACAACGCGGUCCUUCUUUGCACCGCGGUCGGAUCCCCGACGCCUAUCAUCUCCUGGGUACGAGAUAUGCUGCCAAUCGACACGUCAAAUCCACGAUACACGGUUCUGGAUUCCGGUGCCUUGCAGAUUACCGAAUCCGACGUAAGCGAUCAGGGGAAGUAUGAGUGCGUCGCUAACAAUUCCGUAGGCACAGAGUACUCCAAGUCGACUACGUUAUACGUAAAAGUACGUCGUGUUUCACCGAGCUUCUCAAUUCCGCCACCGUCGGUGAGCGAGGUGAUGUUGGGCGGGUCGCUGAAUCUCACCUGCGUCGCUGUGGGUGCGCCUAUGCCCUACGUAAAAUGGAGAAAGGACCCAGCGACCGACCUGACGCCGGAAGACAACCUGCCAGUCGGGAAAAAUGUCCUGAUGCUGGUGGACAUUAAGGAGUCUGCCAAUUACACGUGCACUGCCGCCAGCGAUCUCGGUGUAAUUGACGCGACCACGAUGGUGAAAGUUCAAUCUCUGCCCGGCCCGCCCGAGAACGUUCAAGUGUCCGACAUCACUGCGACGUCGGUGAAGCUGAGUUGGUCCUACAAAGGACCAGAUGAGCUGCAGUAUUACGUAAUUCAGCAUAAACCGAAGCACGUGAAUCAGGCAUAUGCCGAGAUAUCCGGUAUCACGACGAUGUACUACCAUGUUAGGAGUCUCAGCCCGUAUACGGAGUACGAGCUUUACGUGAUAGCCGUGAACAGCAUCGGGCGUGGUCCCCCAAGUGCCCCGGUGAUGGUCACCACUGGUGAAACAACGGAAUCGACAAAUGGAGGUGCCAAACCCGGUACAGCGCCGCGGAAAGUUCAGGUACGGCCGUUAAGCUCCAGCACGAUGGUCAUACAGUGGGACGAACCGGAAACUCCGAACGGUCAAGUGACGGGAUACAAAGUGUACUACACAACGGACUCGAAUCAGCCCAUGGCGUCGUGGCAGUACCAGAUGGUGGACAACAGCCAAUUGACAACCAUCUCGGAGCUGACACCGCAUACGAUCUACACUAUAAGAGUUCAGGCGCUCACGAGCGUUGGUCCUGGACCACUUAGUCUACCGGUGCAAAUCAAAACACAGCAAGGGGUACCGAGUCAACCCGAAAUGCUAACGGCGGUCGACAUCGGGGAGACCAAAGUAACGCUCCAAUGGAGCAAGCCCGCUCAUAGCGCUGAGAAUAUUCUCAGCUACGAGCUGUACUGGAAUGACACUUACGCAAAGGAAAAGCACCAUCGCAGGAUACCAGUCACCGAGAACUACACCUUGAGCGGUCUGUACCCGAACACCCUGUACUACGUGUGGCUGGCCGCGAGGAGUCAGAGGGGAGAGGGUGCCACGACGAUACCGUAUCCGGUUCGCACCAAACAGUACGUCCCCGGGGCUCCGCCUCGCAAUGUAACCGGCAAGGCAAUCAGCCCGACUUCCAUAUUGGUAACGUGGGAACCGCCGGCCGCUGAACGUUCCAACGGAAGGAUCGCCUACUACAGGCUGCAAGUCGUCGAGAGCGGUCGCUCGGAUUCUGAGGCAAGGAAUAUCAAACUGAAUGACACGCGUUUCGUGUUGGAUGAACUCAAAAAGUGGACCGAAUAUCGGAUCUGGGUAUUGGCCGGGACCAGAGUAGGUGAUGGACCCCCGAGUUAUCCUAUCUUGGUCAGAACUCACGAAGACGCUGAAAAAAUGCCGGGGGAUCCUCAGUCAGUCCUAGCUACGGCGAUCAACUCAACGGCGAUACGCGUCGAGUGGAAGCCACCGAAAGUGAAAGAUCAGAAUGGCGUUAUACGGGGGUAUCACAUACACGUGCAAGAAGUGAGGGAGGAGGGGAAAGAUCUACUGAAUGAACCGAUACGUCGAGAUGUGCACGAGGAUGGUGUGCUGGAAGUGAAUAUCACCGGGUUGCAACCGGACACGAAAUAUUCGGUGCAAGUGGCAGCAUUGACGAGAAAAGGAGACGGAGACCGUUCGGCUCCAGUACACGUUAAAACCCCGGGCGGUGUACCAAACAGACCGCAGGUCAACGUAAAAGUCCUGAGCAGAGGCCCUGACGUCUUAGAGCUCGAAUGGGGCCAGCCUACACAAAUCUAUGGUAACUUGCUGGGAUAUCGUAUUCGAUACGGUGUAAAGAAUCAAACGCUCAAGGAGGAAUUUAUCCAGGGCACGCGUCAGCAUGCGUACAAAAUUACAGAUCUCGGAGAACAAGGCGUUGAUUACGAGUUCAGAGUAGCGGGCAAAAAUGAAGUCGGCUUCGGUCAAGAGACCGUGCGAUACUGGUUCAGUCCAGAAGGCGAACCGACGGGGCCACCAACGAAUCUAUCGUACUUCUUUCAAACUCCCGACACGGUGUGCGUGACCUGGGACAAACCGCUUCGACAGCACAGAAACGGCCAGAUAAUCGGAUACGAUGUGCAGUUCAACAAGAAAAACGACCAUUCUACCACUAUAGAUAGAAAUACGACCAAAACGAGAGCAGUAUUCACUAACCUAGAAGAGAACACUGAAUAUGUCUUUCACGUGCGAGCGCACACGUCGCAAGGCAGCGGUCCGUACUCCGAGAAAAUCACGAUAAUGACAGAAAAGGAUAUUGGCCGAGCUCCUAUGUCCGUAAGAGCCGUGGCAACAUCGGACUCCAGUGUAGAGGUAUGGUGGGAGCCAGUACCUAACAGAGGAAAGAUCGUCGGUUAUCAGAUUUUCUACACAACAACCGCUGUGGAAGAUCUUGAUGAAUGGAAACAAAAGAGUGUCGGUUUGACGGAAUCGGCGGAUCUCAUCAAUCUGGAAAAGUUCACGCAGUAUGCUAUAACAGUAGCGGCGCGCUAUAAGACUGGUCUCGGAAGACUCAGCGAGACAGUCACGGUAAAAGUGAAACCGGAGGACGUACCGUUGAAUCUCAGAGCGCCGGAUUCGUCGACGCAUUCGAUGGUCCUUUCUUGGACCCCACCUAUAAGACUGACUCCGAUGAAGUACAAAGUCUCAUUCGACGCCGUUAAAGAAUUUGUGGAUUCUCAAGGUAUAACGCAAACGCAGCUCGUACCCCGUAGACAGAUUCUAUUAGAACCUCACGUCACAAGUACGACAAUAAACGAGCUACAACCGUUUACGACUUACAACGUCAACGUGAGCGCUGUACCACGCGACGGCCAGUACAGACCACCGGCGAAGAUUACAGUCACGACGCAAAUGGCUGCGCCUAAGCCGAUGGUAAAACCGGACUUCUACGGUGUGGUUAAUGGCGAAGAGAUUCAAGUUAUCUUGCCGCAAGCUUCCGAGGAAUAUGGUCCGAUCUCGCAUUAUUAUCUCAUUGUUGUGCCUGAAGAUAAGAGUACGGCCGAUAAACAACCAGAUGAAUUGACUGAGGAUAUGAUCACCGGACAAGGUGCCAAGCAGGAAAGAGAAAAUGCGCCCUAUAUCGCAGCUAAGUUUCCACACAGAGAUAUUCCAUAUACGUUUCACUUAGGCAGUGGAGAUAUUUAUGAAGGAUAUGAAAAUCGGAAGCUCGCCAAAAACAAACGUUAUAGGAUAUUUGUACGGGCCGUAGUCGAUACUCCAAGAAAGCAUUUAUACACGUCGUCACCGUUUUCCGAAUAUUUGUCGUUGGACAUGAGGGAAGUACCUCCCGGCGAACCACCACGUCGACCAAAUCCCAACACACCUUCGGAUGGAAAUCCGGAAGUUUCCGUAAAAACCAGUGGUCAAGAACCAGGCAUGGUAUGGGUAGUUGGUCCUAUAAUCGCAGCAUUGAUGGUCAGCGUUUGCCUUGUGCUUUUAUUUGUCAUUAAAAAACGAAGACAGCCGUGCAAAGCGCCGGAUCAAGCAGCCGUUACACGACCGCUCAUGGCAGCAGACAUAAGCUCAAAUCACGCGCCGUCAGAUCCAGUGGAAAUGCGGCGAUUAAAUUUCCAAACUCCUGGCAUGAUCUCACAUCCGCCGAUUCCUAUUAGCGAACUAGGCAAUCAUAUUGAACGCCUGAAAGCGAAUGACAAUCUAAAGUUCAGUCAAGAAUAUGAGUCAAUAGAGCCUGGCCAACAAUUCACGUGGGACCAUUCCAAUAUGGAAGUCAAUGCGUCAAAGAAUCGUUACGCUAAUGUAAUCGCGUAUGAUCAUUCACGAGUCAUCCUUCAGACAGUUGAUGGUAUGCCAGGCUCUGAUUAUAUCAACGCCAAUUACUGCGACGGUUAUAGAAAGCAGAACGCAUACGUGGCGACUCAAGGACCAUUGCAAGAGACAUUCGGGGAUUUUUGGCGCAUGUGUUGGGAAUUGCGUACUAGCACAAUUGUGAUGAUGACGAAAUUGGAAGAGAGAACAAGAAUAAAAUGCGACCAGUACUGGCCUACCAGGGGAUCUGAGACAUAUGGACAAAUGACUGUAACCAUCAGUGAUAUUCAAGAAUUGGCGACUUACUGUAUUCGCACAUUCCAAGUUUGCCGCGCAGGUUAUUCUGAACGACGGGAAAUAAAACAGCUGCAAUUUACAGCUUGGCCCGACCAUGGCGUACCAGAACAUCCUGCACCGUUCUUACAAUUCUUGCGCAGAGUUAGAUCUCUUAAUGUGCCCGAAAGUGGCCCAUUAGUGGUACACUGUAGCGCGGGCGUAGGAAGAACUGGUUGUUUCAUUGUGAUCGACUCGAUGCUAGAAAGGAUCAAACACGAGAAGAUGAUUGAUAUUUAUGGCCACGUCACGUGUCUACGUGCUCAGAGGAAUUACAUGGUUCAAACAGAGGAUCAAUACAUCUUUAUUCACGAUGCCCUGCUAGAGGCAGUAAUUUGCGGCAACACGGAAGUACCAGCUAGAAAUCUACAUUCUCACAUUCAGAAGCUCAUGCAACCGGAAAUCGACAAUAUAACCGGAAUGGAAUUGGAAUUCAAAAAGCUUUCCAAUAUUAAGGCUGACUCGACCAGAUUUAUAUCCGCAAAUCUGCCAUGUAACAAACAUAAGAACCGACUGGUUCACAUUCUGCCUUACGAGUGCACCAGAGUAUGCCUACAACCACAGCGUAAUAUCGAGGGAUCUGAUUACAUAAACGCGAGCCUGAUCGAUGGAUAUCGCUAUCGGGGUGCCUACAUAGCUACACAAGGUCCACUGUGCGACACCACUGAUGAUUUCUGGCGUAUGCUAUGGGAACAUAAUUCCACGAUCGUUGUUAUGUUGACGAAACUGAAAGAGAUGGGCAGAGAAAAAUGCCACCAGUACUGGCCGUCCGAUCGAUCUAUCCGUUAUCAAUGUUUCGUCGUGGAUCCCAUCGCGGAAUACAAUAUGCCACAGUACAUUCUGCGAGAGUUCAAAGUGACGGACGCGCGCGACGGGGCCAGUCGCACGGUCAGGCAAUUCCAGUUCAUCGACUGGCCGGAACAGGGUGUGCCGAAAUCCGGUGACGGUUUCAUCGACUUUAUCGGACAGGUGCACAAAACGAAGGAACAAUUCGGCCAGGACGGACCGAUCACUGUACAUUGCAGCGCCGGUGUAGGAAGGACGGGUGUUUUCAUAACGCUCAGCAUCGUAUUGGAGCGAAUGCAAUAUGAAGGUGUAGUCGACAUAUUCCAAACUGUAAGAAUAUUACGCACGCAACGUCCAGCUAUGGUUCAAACCGAGGAUCAGUAUCAGUUCUGCUAUCGAGCUAGUUUGGAGUAUUUAGGCUCCUUCGAUCAUUACGCCAACUGACAAGUCGACACUCGCGAGCAGAGGGACCUGUCAAGAGACAAGCGUGACCGGCAGAGAGGCGAGAGAGAUAUCGAAAGAGCAAAAGUACGACGUGUCUAGUACAAUAAAGUCGUGUGACAUACUCGUACCUUCCAGGGACAAAUACAAUAGCAAAUACGAUUAUUAGUGUCGUGGGCAGUUAAUAUAGAGAUGAAAUGUUUAGUCAAUGGUGUUGCAGUAAAUGCGAAUACGCCGGAAAUUUUCACUUCUGCAUAUAGCAAAUGCCCAAAAUCGUGCUAAGAGGCAUUCGGUUUAGAUUAACCUUUUUUUAGAAACUAGAUUUGAAAGUUCCCUCGCGCACAGUGAUGCGAGUCAAAACUGCCGUUUAGAAAUACGUACAAUACACGUGGUUGCAGGCGAUCGUGUCGUACGAUAUCGCGUAGAUAUGUUCUUUUUUUACACGCGAACAAAGCGGAGUUCUUAAUUUCCAAGCAAUUCCACACAUUUCUCUUACGUCAAAGAAUCAGCUAAAUAUAACAAUGUAAUCAAAAUUACAAGCCGUUGUUAUCGCGUAGGAUAUUCGCGAAUUAGUGAAUUGGAACAUAUCCCAUCGUCAAUCGAUCAUUCUCAAAAGCAUUUUUAAGAUCUAGAUAGUCUAAUUUUAAGAUAGACUGAAGAUAUUACGACCAUAUCUCUCCUCCACUCGAAACAUAGUGCAUUUUCCAUAUAUGUUAUCUCUUACAAACUGAGACAGUGAAGAUCAAAACCCUUUCCUGUUUAUUGAGGGUGAGAGUGCUUCCUUCAAUAGCGAAUUGCAUAGAGGAACGAAAUGGUUUCGAUGUCGACGUCCAUUAGAAAAACAGAAUACCGAAAUGUACGAUCAAUUGCAUGUAUGAAACAUACAUCAUGAAAAUAAAAACCUACCAUUCACCGUACGAGGUAUAUUCUACGAGUACUUAUUAUUGUAGAAAGAAAAAUGGAUUGAAAAAUCAGACUUUCUCUAGCCAUUAUAUAAAAGAAAGAAAGAAAGAGAGAGAAAGAGAGAGAGAUGAAAAUUUCCGCUCACAAAAAAAAAACAAAAAUUGCCAUACUGCCAAAUUGACAAUUAUUAACGCUGUACUCAUUAUGAAUAGUAGGGAUCUUCUCAUUAUAAUAAUGUUAGAUAGAUUAUAAGAAAUUGUUUUAAGGAUAGAUUAAGCGAUGCCAUUAGGGAAAUGAGGAUGAAAGAAGAAUUCGAGUGAAAGAAGGAUGAAAGGAAACGGUGCCUAUUCAAUGAAAAAUGCGCAAGCGAGUUUGCGCAUGUUUCUAUAAAAGAAAGAAAAAACUAAUUUAAAUAGAAGCACUGUAUGUUGAAUUCAUGUACCUUCCGAGCCCUCGAUACCCUUGUGUACAAAGUUCCAACUAUAGUUUCUAUCUUGCAUAUUUCUAAUUGCCUUUCAAAUUUAUUGAAAUAGAUAGUUAUAAAUUCAGUUAUUUUUGCAUCGAUUCAAUAUUUUUUGGCUUGCAAAGUACCUUAUACUAAAAUCAAAUUUAAGCGGAGUAUUCAUAUUAUAUAUUAAAUCAUCGACAUUUAUAAUAAACGUUUCCUUUUUCAAAUACCAAAUUAAUGCCAAAAAUAAUGAAGAACAUCGCUGCAUGAUAUAUUUAUUACGGUAAAAUCUAUAAAAAUAUUUAAUCCGACAAUUUUAUGAAAUUUUCUGAUAAUUCUAUAGAAUCACUGGAAAUAUUGAUGAAUUUAAUAAUAUAUUCGAAUAUCUUUGUAAGAUUACUGAUAAAAAUUAACUGUUUUAAUUUUAUCAGCAAUAAAUAUACUUAAUUAAUACAUUGGCAUAACCAAUGAUUCUGCUGAAUCACAGAUGAUUUUAUAAAAUCAAUAAUUAAUCACUUUUACCGUAAUAUCUAUUUUGUAUAGAUAAUAACGACUUCGGAUACAUGUAUUGCAAUUUAAAGUUGCAAACUCUCCAGUCUACGAAGACAAUAAUUGUGCGCUCGAUUACAUCUUCGAAAUCUAUAUAUUAUUCGGUAUAGCAAAUGUCUCUUAUAGCUAACAUUUUAGAAAAUACCAUUUUAAAAAAUUGUACAUGUACAAUAACGAACGCGUCAUCUAAAUAACACAAUUUAUCAAUCAUUCUCUGGUAUUUUGGCAUUUUUUUGGCUAUCACAAUUCCACACUUAUAAAAUAUUUCUAAUAUAUUGAAACUACAUGAAUAAUGUCACAAGAAAAUGCAUUUCUAUGGAAUGAUUUUGCUCGAAUAUACUCCUUUUACCGUUAGUUCUUAUGGUUCGAGGGUCAGGAACUGUGACUAAAUGUACAUAAAUGCACCGUCUGUCAUUAGCAACAUUAUAUAUAAAUAUAUAAAUAUAUACAUAUAUAUAUACAUAAAAUGAUAAGUAAUAUAUACAUAGAUAUAUAUAUAUAUAUAAAUAUAAAUAUUAUUAAAAAAUGAGAGUGUGUAUAAGGACAUGGAGAUGUUUAAAAAAAAGAUAUGAGUAUUUUCCAGACUACCGCGUUAAGUUUUAACAGAAAAAUAUGUGUAAUCUACUCAGUACGUUGUAUCUAUCUAUAAUAUUUAAUUUUUUCGAGACUUUAUUCAAUUUUACACUUUUUUAUAUUAUUUUAAGUAGAGUUUUUAAUUAUAUUUAUGGCAUUGUGUUUUAACAAAUGUAUUUCUAUACAAUGACUUUCAAGCAAAGUGUUCCUUUAUAUAGAUUAAAUUCUUAAAAAAAUUGCUUAUUCUCUUAAUGUUUUUUUUUUCUUUUAUUAACAAACUGAGGGCCAUUUAAUAUAGCAUUUAAUAUUCUUUGUGUUUGAAAAAGUACUUAAUUUAUUUUAUUAAUAUUAAAAUGUGUGUAUGUAAUUAUACAAAUGAUUACAUCAAAUUUUUCACUGCCUGUUAAAAUUUACAACCAUGGCAUUUUUCACUAAUUUAUAGUACAUAAUGGUAAUAAUUGUAAUACUAUUUGUAAUAACAAUAACAUUAUAAUGAUAAUACUAGUUAUAGAAAUAAUUUUACGAUUUGCCUUACGUCUCAAAGUACAUUAUAUAAUACUUUAAAUUAACGAUAUAUAUAUUUUUAAGUUAUCACGUUAAGCAUUUUGCAAUGGCAACAGAUCGUUUAUUACAACUUAAUAUUUGGCCUUCAGAAUGUAACCAUAAGCAAUUAUUUAUUUCAACAUGCAGCGUUUUAUUUUGAAAGAAAUGUAUAUUUAUACAAUAUUUUUCAUAUAAUGAAUUCUUUUAUUUCAUUUUUAAAAUACAUAAUAUGCUUUUAUUAUGCGCGUUUUCAAGCAAAUUGAGUUGUGAAUAUUUUUUAGGAAAAGAUCUUGUAGUAGUUUUAUUUUUUUUUUGUGCAUAAAUUCAAGGGUUGUAAUCGAUAUUUAAAGACUCACACUCCUCAAGAUAUUGUUAAUUGACGAAAUGUUAUUACACGGUGUAUGACUGAAUAAUGUUUAUUAGCUCUAUUGAUUUUAUUAGCUCUCUCACAAUAUUUUAUUGACAAUGCUAAACUUAAUGUUUUACUAGGAUGUAGGAAUGGACAUUUGAACAAUUUAUAAGUCGUACAUUGGAAAAUUUCAUAUGUAAAUAACAUUACCUUAUUUCUACUGAAAUAUUUUCAUGUUACUAUUGUAAUAACAUAAUUAAUCAUUCAAAGUUCAUGAAAUAAUUUUACUUACUAAUUUUGGUGCAGUAGUUCUUAAUGGAAACUUCUAAUGGGAACAUUUUAGAAGAAAACCAAUAGCUCUUAAACUUUAAAAGUCAAACGCCCUGUAUACAUACUGUGGUUUUUAUUAUAAUAUUCUUAAAAAGAGGAAAAGACUUUUGCUAAAUAACUUUUAAAUCAUUAUUAUAAGUAUUCAUCUGUAACAAAUCAUUGAGCAUUUCAUCCCAUCAAAUAUUCUUCUUAGAAUACUGUAAAGCGUAUAUUAAGUUUUAAUAGCAUUAAACUUGACAGGAACUUUCGUGAGAACUUAUGAAUUUGAAUGUAAUUAUUAUCAAUACACGUAUUUUGCCAACUUUCUUAAUGGCUUCACGUUUAAAGUCCCAAGCUAAAAUAUGUUACGAAAAAACGAAAUUGAAUUAUUGUAUAAAUAUACUACUAGUUAUAAGUUGAUAUCUUUAAUCUAUACUCAUUAAAAUUACAGAUACAAGGAAGUCCACAAAAUAUUCGUACAUUUAUAUUAUAACAUAAUAAUUGUAAUGUUACACUAAGUUUUUUGUAUCAUUCCGAAACUUUCGUGUAUGUUGUAUUUUAGUACCGUAACACUUGUUAGUCUUUAUAAUUUUUUAACGAUCUAAAAUGUAUAGCAAAACGAUGUGUGGUUUGUUGUAUUCUUCUUCUUGAAAACGUAUACAGCUCGCGCGUGUCUUCAGAGCAGUUUUGAUAAUAUAAUAAAAUACAAUCGGCUAUUAUAGCUCUGUGCAAUAUAGCGAGUUCGUUAUUGUGUAUAAGAUCACCUCAAAUUCAUCUGUAGAUGAAUCAGUAAAGUGACUGCGUUCGCGCGGAUCCGAAGAAGAAUAUGAAUUUAAAUGCAAAGAAUAAGUCAAAUACUAAAUAUCGUUGGAAGAAUGGGAAAUUAUUUUGUGAUACUUUCUUGCCAGAAAGAAUACAACAGGCUGAGAUUUAAAAACAUGAUAAAUGCAAUGUUACUAAUUAACAACUAUACAAAAUAAAUAUUGUGUAAUAGGAAAAGUCUGUUGACAAGGAAAAAUACCGUGUACAUUAUGUAUUGCCUUGUGGCAUUAAUAAACUAGUACUAACA
This is a messenger RNA of Monomorium pharaonis (pharaoh ant), 11833 nucleotides long. RefSeq names its product tyrosine-protein phosphatase Lar (gene Lar). NCBI's taxonomy places the organism in Eukaryota, Metazoa, Arthropoda, Insecta, Hymenoptera, Formicidae. The record is from RefSeq and is a predicted model, not a curated record. The transcript has 24 exons. Gene Ontology annotation, biological process: protein dephosphorylation. The coding region runs from base 962 to 7093 and encodes 2043 amino acids. Gene Ontology annotation, molecular function: protein binding; protein tyrosine phosphatase activity.